Fomitopsis serialis is the source of this 564-nucleotide messenger RNA. RefSeq lists its product as uncharacterized. Gene Ontology annotation, molecular function: 2 iron, 2 sulfur cluster binding. The record is from RefSeq and is a predicted model, not a curated record. Lineage: Eukaryota; Fungi; Basidiomycota; Agaricomycetes; Polyporales; Fomitopsidaceae. Bases 1 to 564 code for a protein of 187 amino acids. Gene Ontology annotation, cellular component: cytoplasm; mitochondrion. The transcript has 4 exons. Gene Ontology annotation, biological process: iron-sulfur cluster assembly.
AUGAUCUUCCUCCCCACCCACCGCCGUGCCAUGAUGUCUGCCCUCUCGCGACGACCCGCCGACUACAACAUCCGCCGAUUGCCACGUCCGUCCAAGCCGCUGAGACAGACACCCCCUGCGAAAGCUCCGUCGACGAACUCGCUCUCCCCCGAUGCGGCGUCGCCGCAAGUAGCAGCGCGCCCGCCGCUCGCUCCGAAGAACGAGGGGCGCAAGCCCACCAUCACACCGACCAAAGCUGUCAUCACAGUCACACCCGGCGCUGUGCGGCGGCUCCGCGUACUGCUCAAGGGGCCCACGCCCCAGCUCAUACGGAUAGGCGUGCGGAACAAGGGCUGCGCAGGGCUCUCGUACCACCUCGAAUACGUCGACAAGCCGGGCAAGUUCGACGAGGUGGUCGAGCAGGACGGCGUGAAGGUCCUCAUCGACAGCAAGGCGCUCUUCUCCCUCAUCGGCAGCGAGAUGGACUGGCAUGAGGACGCGCUCAGCGCGAAGUUCGUGUUCAAGAACCCGAACAACAAGGUGCGGAGAGUUGUUCAGCGUCGGCUCGUGAGCCCCGCGUGCUGA